AUCAAAAUUGGCCAAUCGAGCCAAUCUGCCUGAUGAUUAUAAUCGGUGUAUAACAAAAUUUACUGUUAUUACUAUAUAACUAGUGGGUUAAACCAUGAACUGUAACAACUAGAUAAGAGUUUAAACUCAUUUACUUUCAGAACAAAUCGUAGUUUCCCUUCGUUUCUAAUUAAUAUUAAAGUUUAUUAACUAGUCAAUAUGGAUGGGACCUGGGUGCUUAUCUUGCUAGCUCUAGUGAUGCUGGUGGGCUCCUAUGUAGCUGGAAGUAUACCACUAAAUGUGACAAUGUCUGAGGACAAACUCAAGAAGGUGACAGUGUUCGGAGCAGGCCUCCUCGUAGGCACAGCGCUAGCCGUAAUCAUUCCCGAGGGUGUCCGCUCCCUGUUCAGCGAGCACUCAGCACCAACGGUCGUUACUAAGGACUUUACGGCACAGCCUCCGAUGCAUGAUGAUAAGGAUCUGCACAGUGUUAUUGGGAUUACUCUGGUUCUUGGAUUCGUUUUUAUGCUACUAGUCGACCAGAUGUCCUCACGAUACAACGAGUCUGGGAACCCUCAGGAGAGGAACAUGACUGCCACCGUGGGCCUUGUGGUGCAUGCUGCUGCUGACGGCGUAGCUCUAGGCGCAGCGGCGACGACGUCUCACAGGGAUGUGGAAAUUAUCGUAUUUCUGGCUAUCAUGUUACACAAAGCGCCAGCUGCUUUUGGACUCGUCACAUUCCUUCUCCAUGCUGGCUUGGACAGAAACCGUAUCCGCAAGCACCUGCUGAUCUUCUCCUGCGCCGCGCCGCUGCUCGCUUUGCUGACAUACUUCGGCAUCGGGAACGAGAGCAAGCAGACACUCAGUGACUUCAACGCUACCGGUAUAGCGAUGUUAUUCUCAGCUGGCACCUUCCUCUACGUCGCCACGGUACACGUCUUGCCCGAGCUCACCCAUUCUUCCCACACACACGCCUUACUAGGCGAGGCGCCUAAGGGCUUCGGGGGCUUGCAGUUCUGCGAGGUGCUCAUAUUGACCGUUGGCGCGUUGUUACCAGCUCUACUCACUAUGGGACAUGAACAUUAGGUACAUCAUACUCUCUCAUUCCCACACACACGCCUUACUGGGGAAGUUCCAAUGGCUCAGUUUCAUUAGUCGAUAAGCCGUAUGCGUUGUGCGGGAGAUUUCCAAAACGCAUGCCAUUAUGGGUUUCACUAGGCAUCAUACCACCUUACCGCCUGCGAGGAGUCACCCGCAUGCUGUAUAUCGACCGAACUAUCGACUUAUGAGUUUCACUAGUCGUUAUACCACCUUACCGCCUGCGGGGAGUCACCCGCAUGCUGUAUAUCGACCGAACUAUCGACUUAUGAGUUUCACUAGUCGUUAUACCACCUUACCGCCUGCGGGGAGUCACCCGCAUGCUGUAUAUCGACCGAACUAUCGACUUAUGAGUUUCACUAGUCGUUAUACCACCUUACCGCCUGCGGGGAGUCACCCGCAUGCUGUAUAUCGACCGAACUAUCGACUUAUGAGUUUCACUAGUCGUUAUACCACCUUACCGCCUGCGGGGAGUCACCCGCAUGCUGUAUAUCGACCGAACUAUCGACUUAUGAGUUUCACUAGUCGUUAUACCACCUUACCGCCUGCGGGGAGUCACCCGCAUGCUGUAUAUCGACCGAACUAUCGACUUAUUAGUUUCACUAGUCGUUAUACCACCUUACCGCCUGCGGGGAGUCACCCGCAUGCUGUAUAUCGACCGAACUAUCGACUUAUUAGUUUCACUAGUCGUUAUACCACCUUACCGCCUGCGGGGAGUCACCCGCAUGCUGUAUAUCGACCGAACUAUCGACUUAUGUGUUUCACUAGUCGUUAUACCACCUUACCGCCUGCGAGGAGUCACCCGCAUGCUGUAUAUCGACCGAACUAUCGACUUAUGUGUUUCACUAGUCGUUAUACCACCUUACCGCCUGCGGGGAGUCACCCGCAUGCUGUAUAUCGACCGAACUAUCGACUUUUGUGUUUCACUAGUCGUUAUACCACCUUACCGCCUGCGGGGAGUCACCCGCAUGCUGUAUAUCGACCGAACUAUCGACUUAUGAGUUUCACUAGUCGUUAUACCACCUUACCGCCUGCGGGGAGUCACCCGCAUGCUGUAUAUCGACCGAACUAUCGACUUAUGUGUUUCACUAGUCGACCGCCUGCGGGGAGUCCCCGCACGCUUUAUAUUGACCGAGUUAUCGACCAAUGAAACUGAGCCAUAAGGGCUUCGGGGGCUUGCAGUUCUGUGAGGUGCUCAUAUUGACCGACGGUGCCCUUCUACCGGCGCUGGUGACUAUGAGACAUGAACAUUAGGUAAAAGGGCAAAAAUGAUUAUUAUUUGUAUUGUAAUAGAUCUUUUUCAACACACUUGCUCGUUACGUGAAACUUAUUGAACCGCUUAUAGACUCAUCUUAUUAGAUAUUACACACGCGUGCUUUUUGAUUAUAUUAUCGCACUCUUGCGGUAAUGUAUGAUAAGCUUUGCGAUCUUAGCGAAAUAACGGUACUUUUUCUAUGAAAUUCCAUUCCAAAAAAAAAUGUAUUGCAAAUUUUGAAAAAAAAGGAAACCUAUGAACCUAGUUUUUUAAUGUGUCAAUAACAUACAAAAAAUCAUGGAGAAUGAGAAAUAUCUAGAAGUGGAAAAACGUUUUUUCAUUUUUAUGAACUAUCACGUGUUAUACGUGGUAAUUGCAUAUAAUAUGAAGACGAAUUCUUAUUAAAUUGGUCGAGUAAAUUUUACAGUCGAGUUCAUAAAUAUGUAUAAAUUUUUUCACCUUAUUGCAAUGGAUUAAGGUGGAGCAAUGUGUACAUAUUUAGGAACUCGACUAUACAACGCGGACUGGAGGGCCGGCCCGCCAGCUGCAGAGUCGAGGCGCCAGCAGCAGAAUAAAUAAAGUACUACCGUACAGAAAUUACACUUCCUUCAAAACCGAAGUUUGACAGCGAUUCAGGGACGAAUCAUGCUGUCCCUUUCUAAUGUGUGGCACUAUCCGGUUAGGCUAUUUAAGGUUGUUAAAAUUCAAGUCAUUAUCUUAUCUGUGCCUGUUUGUAUCUUGUCAAGUUGUGCCAACCCUAUUCUCUUUAUCUUUAAGUAUUUAAAUAAAAGUAACCAGUAGUAAGUAGUAGUGUAUAUCGGCACUACCCGUUCAAUGUUGUACAGUCAGCGUCAAAUACUUCGUAGCAGUCAAAGUAGCCAAAUAGUUCGGUACACCAUAUAUUUAGUAUGGUGUACCGAACUAUUUGGCCACUUUGACUGCUACGAAGUAUUUGACGCUGACUGUACAGUCAAGUGUAAAAAUUUGGGUGUCGACAUCUUACCCAAAAAUAUGUCCCAUAGCAUCUUAUUUCAGUGUAAUAAGAGCGUAGUACCAUAUUUAU
Molecule: messenger RNA, 3395 nt
Organism: Cydia pomonella (codling moth)
Lineage: Eukaryota; Metazoa; Arthropoda; Insecta; Lepidoptera; Tortricidae
Gene: Zip102B
Product: zinc transporter ZIP9-A
Exons: 6
Coding region: 199-1065 (288 amino acids)
Biological process (GO): zinc ion transport; transmembrane transport
Cellular component (GO): membrane
Molecular function (GO): metal ion transmembrane transporter activity
Source: RefSeq, a predicted model, not a curated record